AUGGCGCUCACGAUUCGUCGGGUUUGGAUGAGGAAGAUGGAGAGGACAACGAGGAUCCAGACGACUAGCCAAGGCGACGGCAGUCUAUCCCCUGUUCUGCCUGGUCCUGUGGAGAUGCGGAUACCUGAAUUCCUCUAUGGUCUUGCCGCGCUUGAGCGCGAGGAGCUACUCCUCACAUCAUACGCCAUAUAUGACCUGAGGAUGACUCUGGCUGGCAUGGCUCAUCUCUGCGGAUAG
This is a messenger RNA of Anthostomella pinea, 237 nucleotides long. The record is from the annotation of a GenBank genome assembly. Lineage: Eukaryota; Fungi; Ascomycota; Sordariomycetes; Xylariales; Xylariaceae.